AUGGCCAAAUUCGCAGAUGAUCAAACGGAAGCACCUCCACCCAAGAAAGAAACAUGGGAGGAAUUCAAUGCGAAAAUGAACCGCAUACAAAUGGCCCUCGCAAAACGUGAAGCCAUUGCGGAAAACAUCCUAGCAAAAUACCCUACCGAAAGACGCCGUAAGACGCAGGAAGAAAUCGACGCUGAGGAUGCCUUGUGGUUUCCUACACCGGCGGGAAAUCAACCACUUAAUACAGAUCCUGCUUUUGCGAAAUUCUUAAAGCCGGCUGCAGAGCGGAACCAGAAAACUUUGCGCGAUAAAAUGCUUCCUUCGAAAGAGUUAAGAGCUAGUAAAGCGAGGGAUGCCGAGGAGAAGGCUGCGAGUGCGAAGAGGGCUUUGGCGGAUGCUAGUAGUGAUGAGGACGAGGGACGAACUGCUCUAGGGAAAGCAAAGAAGCUGAAGACGAAACACAGCAAGACAAAUGGAGGGGAAGAUGAUAAACCAUUGAUCAACAAAGCCUUGCUUGCUCAAAAUCAGGUUGAAGAAGGAAAAGAACUGGUCAAUAAAGCUUUGUUACUCCAUCUGGAAGAUGCAGAUGAAAGCACCGAAGUUACCUCGAAGAAGUCGAAGAAAAAGAAGAGGAAGAAGUCGAAACAAAAGAAUGCGCUGGCGGAAGAGGAUAAUGAGCAGAGUAAUUUGGAAGAUAAAUCGCCUGAGGCUGUUGAUCAAAUGGAUGUGGACGAGGAAGACUUCAAUUUAUUCCGCAGCAAGCCUGUCGAUGUGAUUCCAAAAGAUAAUCCACCUACCGAUACUGAAAAGGCUUAUGAAGGAGAUCCUGAGACUGAACAGGCAUCAGAUGAUGAGAGAAAGGCGAGGCAAGAAGCAAAGAAACUUCUGAAAGCCCAGAGGAAGAAAGAGAAAAAAGAUAAGAGGAGAGAAGAAAGGUCAAAAAUGAGUGUCGACACGGAAGACUAA
This is a messenger RNA of Botrytis sinoallii, 954 nucleotides long. RefSeq lists its product as uncharacterized. The record is from RefSeq and is a predicted model, not a curated record. The coding region runs from base 1 to 954 and encodes 317 amino acids. The transcript has a single exon. Lineage: Eukaryota; Fungi; Ascomycota; Leotiomycetes; Helotiales; Sclerotiniaceae.